UAUCUGGUAUUUUCACAAGAAGAAUAAAGCGAUUAUUCUGAUGGCAAAUUCAAUGUACCUAUUCAUUGUCCGAUGGUUUUGCUUUUGGUAACGUAUGAUAAGCCACGAAUUUAUGAAUAAGAAAUUGUCGCACUUGCUACGCUGAAAUCUGAUAUCUCCCAACUCCGAUAAGCCGUGAAAGAACCUUCUCAGCAAAAGUUGAUGGGAAUCGCCGUGUUUUGGAUGUGCCUAUGCGAGAUUUCCUAGAACAUCAGUAGGUAAUCUUUCGAGAGAUCGUGCUGAAAAACGAAAUACACAUGCAGCAGUUCAGUGAUUAUAGUUCAAACCCCUUUUUGAAUUUGUUAUAAUAUCACAUGAACCAUUCCAUUGAUUAGUGUUGUUCUUCUGUUCAUCAUAUAUAAAGUUCGUUCUGGUAUACCGAAAGAGAUAUAGAAUAAUAAUGGAGUUGCCACCGUAUGAAGAAUUUGAAUAUAAGGUUUUCCACUCUGAAAAAACAUUCCCUGUACACUCUUCAGGCUUUCAAACCAAACAGAAUACUAUUGGAUUUAUGAUGCAUAAUUUGGUGCAAACCAGGUCAAUGAUGUCCAGUCAUUCUCCAAAUUCCAAUCGGGAAAUGUUUGAGUUUAAAGAAACUCAUUCCACACCUGCCUCGACUUCCAAGGAAUGUGACAAGAGCGAGAACAUCCUCAAAGGGUCGGCCCUUGUAGACGCCACAGAUAGUGUUCCUGUUCCCAUGAACAAUACAUUUGCUGCACUGCACAACACCAAUAAUUUCAAGUAUAUCGACAGCACUCUUCCCUGUAUCGCUGACAAGGUGCCCUUGGCUGAAAACGAAGAUAUUCCUAACAGUUUAGGAACUUCAGACGAUCAAAAAAAUUCCUCCAAACUCAGUGACGAAACAAAUGAACCCGAUGAUUCUUGGCCCCAAAAAGAUGAUAAAGAGAAUGAAAACGAAGAAGACUUGUGCCUGAAAUGUCUGUAUGUGUCCAUGAAGUGUUGUGAAUGUACAAUUAUGUGAAAUGCAUUCCCAAAAGUUGUGAUAUAGAACUUUAGUGCCUUUAAUGAUCGAACUCGUCACAGAGGUGACGAUAGGAAAAUGCCACGCAACAAACAAGGUGCCAAAUUGACCCCAUUACUUUAUAUCGAAUAUUUAUCCAAAAUGAAACACUCUCUGAAUUUGAUUUGAUUGAAUCUAAUCGAAAAAUGUACAAAAUUAUUUGUAUCUCCUAGUUGGAUAUGUUCUCGAUCACUCGCUAUCAGUAUUAUUCUGAAAAUUAUUCCCAUGGAUUAAAAAUAAUAUAAGAGUGGAAAUCCAAUAUUUCAGCCUAGUUUAAGUAGGUCUUUUUUAUUUGUGCAACAUGAAUUUUUAUUUAGUUCUUCGAUCAUUUUUCGAAUAUUCUUAUUUAUCCAUUUUGAUCAUUAGGUAGUUCUCAUGUUCCACUAAUUAUGAGAACAUUCGGAUUCUCAUAAUAUUGAUAAUCAUUAUAUAUAAGUGAAUAUGGAAAUGUAUUUUGUAAAAUGUUUUUUCGAAGCAGCUCACUUUUUUAUCAUCUGAAUAUAUAUUUUUAUAAAAUUUCAA
This is a messenger RNA of Coccinella septempunctata (seven-spotted ladybird), 1579 nucleotides long. RefSeq lists its product as uncharacterized. The transcript is spliced from 4 exons. The record is from RefSeq and is a predicted model, not a curated record. NCBI's taxonomy places the organism in Eukaryota, Metazoa, Arthropoda, Insecta, Coleoptera, Coccinellidae. The coding region runs from base 440 to 1018 and encodes 192 amino acids.